AUGGCACUAGCCCGUUUCUCUGACAGUGAACAGAAAGUAACUGAGAGGGCAGAGAAAAUUACAAAAGGAGCUUCUCUGCAGCUUAGCCCUGGAUAUGGUGUUUCACCGGGGCCACCGCAGCAUAACUAUCCCAAUACGUACACCAUCAUUCAGCAGCCUGCUACCACCACCUCUGUUGUAGUAGUUGGAGGCUGUCCUGCCUGCAGAGUUGGUGUACUGGAGGACACCUUCACCUGUCUCGGCGUCUUCUGUGCCAUCGUAUUCUUUCCAAUUGGAAUCCUGUUUUGUCUUGCACUAAGGCAGAGAAGAUGCCCGAAUUGUGGGGCUGCUUUUGGCUAAGGGAUCAAGAUGAAUCUAUUUCUGGAGGCCAGCCUUGUUAGAGUACUCUUUCUAAUGUAAAUGUCAUGUACAAUCACUUUAUUUGAUUAUGCUUCAGACCUGUUUUGUAAAGUGUGAAGAAAUUAGUUUCCUGCAUGUAAUUUAAAAUGUAAUCUUUUAUAAGCAUGUGUAUUGCAAAACAUGAAAACCCACCUUGUUUCCAUGUUAAUGGCACCUUUUGAAACUUAAAUAAAAUAGCUUCUCUUUUUGCAAUCUUCAA
Molecule: messenger RNA, 598 nt
Organism: Alligator sinensis (Chinese alligator)
Lineage: Eukaryota; Metazoa; Chordata; Crocodylia; Alligatoridae
Gene: BRI3
Product: brain protein I3
Exons: 4
Coding region: 1-339 (112 amino acids)
Source: RefSeq, a predicted model, not a curated record